This is a messenger RNA of Stegodyphus dumicola, 1192 nucleotides long. It is a transcript of the gene SMC2, whose product is annotated as structural maintenance of chromosomes 2. Gene Ontology annotation, molecular function: ATP binding; ATP hydrolysis activity; protein binding. Gene Ontology annotation, biological process: chromosome organization. The record is from RefSeq and is a predicted model, not a curated record. Lineage: Eukaryota; Metazoa; Arthropoda; Arachnida; Araneae; Eresidae. Gene Ontology annotation, cellular component: chromosome.
CUCGUAUAUUUUUACAUUAUAGAUUUUGUCCAUGAUUGAAGAAGCUUGUGGUACUCGAAUGUAUGAAGAUAAAAAAGAAAAUGCUCUGAAAAAUUUAGAAAAGAAAGAUUCACGUCUUCGAGAAAUUAAUACGAUGCUUAAUGAGCACAUUUGUCCUCAACUGGAGAAAUUAAAGGCAGAACGCAAAGAAUAUAAUGAGUACACUAAAGCUGUAAGAGAAUAUGAGCAUUUGUCAAAAAUAUAUAUUGCAUGGGAUUAUUUAAAAACAGAGGAAUUAGUUAACAAAUCUGGAGAUGAGAAAAAGGAACUACAAAAUAAGUUUGAACAACACAAGCAGUCAAUUACUGAAAUUAAGAAGAAGCUUGAAGAAGCUGAUAAAAAAAUUAGUGAAAUAGAGAUGAAGAUGGAUGAGGAUGGAGGGAAAAAACUUCAUGCAUUAGAUGAGGAAUUAAAACAGAUGCAAGUGGCUGAAACUAAAGCUGAUACACAACACAGAAAUUUAAAAGAUGCUUUAAAGGAAGAAGUGAAGAAGAAAGCCGAGCUAACUAAAAAUUUCAAAGAUGAAAAGUAUGCAUUGGCCCAAAAAGAAAAAGAACUGGAAAAGCUAAAGAAAAAGUUGGAGGAAUUAAAGUUAAUUUAUGAUCAAGAUAACGAAGCCAUAACAGCAGCUGAAAAUCACUUUCAUGCUGUUAAUGCAGGUCUUAGUGAUGCUAAUGGUGAAGAAGCAAGUUUGGCUGCUCAGCUUAUUGCUGCUGGUAAAGAUAAAAAGGAUGCAGAAACUGAAGAAAAAUCUCUUGAAAUGUCUAUAAAGCACAUGAAAGCUGACUUGGAGAAAAGAAAAGGCGAAAAUAAAAAAGUAGACAAAAGCUAUACUCAAGAUCAAAAUCUCUAUCAGAAUCUAGACACUCAAGUAAAGAAACUUAAAGCUGACAUUGCAAAGCUUGGAUAUCAAGAAGGCAAAUAUGAAAAUUUGAUUGCUCAAGAAAAGAAACUGUUGAUGGAAGUUGAUAAACUUAAAGAUGAAUUAGAUAUGAUUUUUGCAAAUUUUCCGCAAUUAACCUUUGAAUAUAUGGAUCCUGUGAAGAAUUUUGAUCGGAGGAAAGUCAGAGGACCAGCUUGUUUACAGCUUGAAUUAAAAGACCGUAAAGAUGCAGUUGCGCUUGAAGUAACAGCUGGGGGCAAAGUAUGAUUA